AGCCUCCACGUCAUUGAGGUGUAUUUGAGCUACACGUAUCUAUAGCCUGCGACUGCACAAAGCGUUACAACUAGACAAUUUAUCAUGGUUACACAUAUCUGAGAAUCAUAUCUGUUUCAGUUUGACGUUGUAUGAAUAGUAACCGACAAGAUUAAUCUUUCGCGGACGCGGCCCGGAAAGAAGACAUUGGAAUUCCGUUGAAGAAGAGCCCCCCCUCUCCUUCGUGCCUGAUGGGCGAGGCGGGCCCUCGCCGCUCCACCCUCGUGUCCCGGCUUCCCAUCUUCCGCCGGAGCUCCAGCAAGCGGCAGGACUCUCUGCCCUCCUCGCCCUCCUCCGGCGGCGUGGGCAACGGCGUCCACUCGGCCUCGCCCUCCAGCACUAACUCCAGCUCCAGCAGCACGGGCAAGCGCCGCAGCCUGUUCCGCGCGCCCUCGCUCAGCUUCAAGAGGAACAGCGAGCCACGGCCGCAGCCCCCGCUGGGAAGCCCCGCCCCCGAGGGCACCGCGCCGGAGACGGACGCAAACGGCAACCAAUCGCAGCAGCAGGCUUCGACAGGGUCACAAGAUGGCGUCCGCACAAAGACGCGCCAUUCGUUCGGUUUCGGGGUGCACCGACACAAGAAAAUCACCCGCUCGCAGACGGAGGACUUCGACAAGGCGUCCUCGGGCUCCUCGUCCAAUCGGAACAACGUGUUCAUCAACUGCAUCAGCUCGGGAACCAAUGAGGGCGACGACUCCGGGUUCCAGGACGACUACAGCGUUAGCAAACGCUCCAAGAAGAAGCAGCUGUUGCCAAAGUCGUUCUCCGCUCACCAGCGCUUCUCCAGGAACCCUGAGCCCUGCCGGCCCCCGGAGGUGAGCGUGGCCCCCCCUACGCAGGGCUCCACCCCUGGGUCCUGGGCCGGGGAGCUGCUGGGCUCCCCCAUCCUGUCUGAGGACCGCACCACUGCCGUCACACCCUCCGAGUUCAUCCCCAUCACCGAGGACUCGGUGUCAGAGGUGGAUGCCCUCCCUGCCCCCAGCCCCGGCCCCGGCCUCGCCCCCGGCCCCGCCCCCGGCCUCGCCCCUGGCCUCUCCCCUGCCCCUGCCCCCGCCUCGCCCCCCCCCCGGGAGCCCCUCAGCCAGUUGGUCUCCUCCUCCCAGGCGUUCUUCACGCCCGCCCAGUCGGCGGUGGAGAAAGCGACCCUGCCGGACGCUGCCAACAACACGGACUACGAGACGGCCGUGUCUCUGUCGGAGCCGGACACGGAGACCACCGUGCCCCCGCCCCAGCAGUCCCAGGAAGAGAGGGAGGAGAGGGCGGAGGAGAGGAGGGAAGCCAGGGAUGAUGUGGAGGAGGGGGAGGGCGGGGGGGAGGGCGGGGGGGAGCGAGUGGCAAAAGGGGCGAGGGGGGAGCAGGCUGAGACCAGCGAGAGUGAGGGAGGGGGGCCCACCAGGAGCGGGGAGUGUCACUCUUACCCGGAGCAGUCAGACCGGAGGUACAGGAACAUCCUGUCUGUCCAGGAAGCUGGGAGAGGAGGGCCCUGCUGUGGAAGACACGAGCCCAGGUCCUCCCACCUUAGGAAACCCCACACAGGUAGGCACACUGCGGGG
Hypomesus transpacificus is the source of this 1592-nucleotide messenger RNA. RefSeq names its product coiled-coil serine-rich protein 1 (gene ccser1). The record is from RefSeq and is a predicted model, not a curated record. NCBI's taxonomy places the organism in Eukaryota, Metazoa, Chordata, Actinopteri, Osmeriformes, Osmeridae.